AUGCCUGUAUCCAUACUUGACUCUGUUGAUAGUAACCCUUUGACCCAGAUUACCAUGGAAGCCUAUACUCUCGCCAUGGUAGCGCAUACCCAGUCCCAAAUAUCGUCUCUUGUGGGUCUGAGCGAAAAUCAUGGAGUCAGCCAAAGAAACUCUCGCGAUGUCCCCACCAGCUGUGUGCGACACCAAGGGUCCGUUCCUCCCAAAACAACUGAGACUGAAGCCACCGGACGGCAAGCUUUCAACGGCACGGAAUAUACUUAA
Penicillium manginii is the source of this 261-nucleotide messenger RNA. RefSeq lists its product as uncharacterized. The record is from RefSeq and is a predicted model, not a curated record. The transcript has a single exon. Bases 1 to 261 code for a protein of 86 amino acids. NCBI's taxonomy places the organism in Eukaryota, Fungi, Ascomycota, Eurotiomycetes, Eurotiales, Aspergillaceae.